AUGGCGUUGCCACCAAAUGUCAAUUAUGCUCAAAUCGAUUCGCUCGUUGUGAUGAAAAUCGUUAAGCACGUGGAUAGCGAGCUGUACGCUGGAAUGAGUGAGAUCGCUGGAGAAAGCUGUCAAGGCUUGUUGACGGGGCUUGUCACUGCUGAAGAGAAUCGACUCGAAAUCACAAACUGCUUCCCAACGGCAAGGAGUGAACCAGUUUUGGAUAAUGACGAUGGCGCCCAGCAAACAAAUACACAACACGAGGAAUUAAAACAAGUCGAAAUAUUGGACAUGCUUCGCAAAUUCAGGAAUAUGAACAUCGAUUACGAGCUGAUCGGCUUCUACCAAGCACAUCCAUUUGGUGCCUGCUUUACUCAAGAUCUUGUGGAUUCGCUCUUCGAAUAUCAAACCGUGUUUCAGGAUGGAGUUGUUCUUAUUUAUGAUCCCGUACAAACUCGCCAAGGACAACUGAGUCUUCGAGCUUAUCGUCUAUCUGUUGCGGCCCUCGAAUUGUGUCAAAAGGGCGACUGGGGACCAGAAGCGGUCAAGGCAUCCAAUCUCACCUAUGAAACGAUGUUUGAAGAGUUGCCGAUUGUGAUCAAGAACAGUCGUCUAACAAACGUGAUGAUCGCUGAGUUGGCCAUUGCACCCGGGAAACUUGCCGAGAAAACCUCAGCGCAUUUGGAAUUGGGAACAAAAAGGUCAUUGGAGAAAUGUGUACGAGGAAUGAUGACCAAUAUUGACGAAUUGAAUAAAAGCAUUUCUGCCUACACAAAAUUUGUGGCGGAGAAACAACGACACGAUGCAAACGUCUACAAUAUGACGCAAAAGAGGGAGCUCGAGAAUGAGCAACGUCGACAGCGUGGAGAACCGGUGAUGUCUUUUGAUGACAUCAAACGAUUAAAAGGACCUCAAUUGCAGACAAAGAGUGGGAUGCUCGAAUCGUUUCUUUUAAGUGCUGACACCGAGUCGCUGGCCGAUUUUUGUACAAAGGUGACUGGAGAAAACAUUGCCAAAUUGUUCCUUGCUGAAGCCAUCUCCGGUUCGGAUAAACGGGAAUCAAAGGAUCGCAGUUUAAGUUCAGUGUCCGGACGU
Mesorhabditis belari is the source of this 1083-nucleotide messenger RNA. Lineage: Eukaryota; Metazoa; Nematoda; Chromadorea; Rhabditida; Rhabditidae. The record is from the annotation of a GenBank genome assembly.